Messenger RNA from Macrosteles quadrilineatus (aster leafhopper), 399 nucleotides. RefSeq names its product active regulator of SIRT1-like. The transcript has 3 exons. Lineage: Eukaryota; Metazoa; Arthropoda; Insecta; Hemiptera; Cicadellidae. The record is from RefSeq and is a predicted model, not a curated record. The coding region runs from base 1 to 399 and encodes 132 amino acids.
AUGUGUGUGACAGAGAAAGAACUUCAUUUAAAAAUGCUUAACCGCAAGAAGAAAGAUAGAGGAGCUAAAAAGAGCAAACCAGAUCUGAAAAAGACUCAAAAAUCAUCAGAAGGAAAUAAUUUGAAUUUUAAUAAAGGAUUGUCCUUGAAGAAAACAAAAUCAGUUAAAACUAUUGACCAGAUCCGUAAACAGUACAAUAAAAGAAGGAACCACACAAAGGACAAUCUCCGAAAGUUAGGAGCAUUGAGUAAAAACAAAGUUAAUAAGGAGAAAACCACAUCGAUUUUCAAAAGAGGCAGCCGCUGUAAGGAAGAACCUGAAAUGGUGGAAAGCGUUCAAGGAACUGUGUUUACAGAAGAAGACUUUGCCAUGUUUGAACGGGAAUACGUUGUAGACUAG